AUGAAAAGUUUAACCAAUUUUUUAUUGUUAAUAUUAGUACUACAACUACUAUCACUUCUAUUAUUAUUUAAUCAUGUCGAUGCUAUUAGCAAUCAAUGUAAAAAUGAUAUUGAUAUAAUGUUGGAUUAUAAAAAUAAUUCAAAUUCAUUUAAAAUGAUUACAAAUUCUGGUAAAUCAAUGAAUGAUAUGGGUAAUUUUGAUCAAUGUUUAAUGUUGCCAAAUGCAAGUUAUAGUGUUUAUGAUACAGAGAUUAAAAGUGAACGUCCCAAACCAGUUGGAGUAUAUCGUUAUUUGGUUGGGUUAUGUCUACCUAGAUCAUGUGAUACUGAUCAAGAUGUGAUUGAUGCCAUACCACUUUUACCAUACUUUAUACCAUCGGCCAAUCUUUCAGUUAGAGAACCUGUCAUUAAACACUAUGUACCUGGUCAUACUACUGAAAGAGAUAUUACCCCAGGUAGUAUUGUCAUGAUGGUUGUUUGUUCAAUCAUUGUACUACUAGUUAUUAUUGGAACUAUACUUGAUAUUCUAGUAUUUAGCAAGGCUACUACUGCUACUGCUGACAAUGAUCAUCCUCAUUGUCGUAGUCGUCGCAUUAACCCAACAUUUAAAUUAAUAUUUCUAUCAUUUUCACUAAAGAAUAAUCUUUAUUAUUUCUCAAAGAUAUCAACACCAACCGGUGAAUACUUUGGAACAAUGGAUGGAUUUAGAGUAUUGGGAAUGAUUUGGGUUAUUCUUGGUCAUACAACCUUGUUUCAGUUUCCCAUGUCUGGUGAACUAGACAAAGAACUCACUGUAUUUGCUCAUGGAGUAGCAUUUGCAGUCUCGACUGGAGGUGUCUAUUGUGUUGAUAUCUUUUUCAUGCUUGGUGGUUUCUUGGUUUCAAAUAGUUUAUUAAAAUAUUUUACUAAACAACCAAGUAAUAAUAAUAAUAAUAAUGUAGAUUUUACAAGUGAAAAGUCAGAAAAUCAAUCAGAUCAACAAUCAGAUCAAAAACUAGAACAACAAUCAGAUCAACAAACAGAUCAACAACAAAAUAAUAUUCAACAAGAUAAACCAAAAAAUAAUAAUUCAAAAAGAUUUACAGGUAAAUUUUGGUUUAUGUAUAUAAUUAAUCGAUUACUUAGAUUAUCACCACCAUUUUACUUUACAUUAUUCUUUUAUUGGUUAUUGGUACCAUUAAUUGGUAGAGGCCCAUUGUGGUAUCGAUUUAAAAUGGAUUUGAUUGGAAAUUGUGACAAAUAUUGGUGGACCAAUGUAUUGUACAUUAAUAGUAUCUAUCCAUUUUCAAUGCAAGAUACCCCGUUGGCGUGGUCAUGGUAUUUAUCAGAUGAUAUGAUCUUUUAUCUCUUGACACCUCUCUACAUUUUUGCAUACCUACGAAUUGGUAAGAGAUUUGGAUUGGCGGUGAUUGGUUUGACUGUGAUUGGAUCGGUUGCUGCCACCACCAUUCUUAGUAUUCGUUAUGACAUGGUCAAUUAUUUUGUACAAUGGGUACAGCCAACCGAGUUUGCUUCGGACAUUUACCAGAAACCAUGGUGUAGAAUCACUCCCUAUGUCAUUGGAGUAGCAUCUGCCAUGAUUUUUAGAGACUAUAGAAAACAACUUCACGACCAUCUCUAUAAAUCCAUCGUUACUCGGUACACUCUUUAUACACUCAAUUUGGGUGUCCUUUUGGUUUGUAUCUUUCUACCAAUGAAUGCAAAGGAAUGGACCCCAGAACACUGGAGUAGUACUGCAAGUGGUUUCUUUAAUGGUUUUAGCAACACUCUACUCACACUGUCAAUGUCUUACUUUUUCAUUGCCACUUUUCUUGGGUAUGCCAGUUUCUUGAUCACACUGUUUAGUCUUACCAUCUGGAAAUAUCUCUCUAAAUUGGUGUAUUGUACCUACUUGGUUCAUGCCAUUUUAAUUAUCAUUCGAGUCUACUCUUCUCCCAUCCUAUUUGUUGUCGAUUUCUAUGGACAGUUUUGGUUUUUCAUGGCAAACCUUUUACUCUCUUUUAUUUAUGCUUUUAUUCUUCAUCUAACUAUUGAAAGACCUUUUAAUAAUUUACUUAGACCUUUAUUAAAUUAA
Molecule: messenger RNA, 2073 nt
Organism: Cavenderia fasciculata
Lineage: Eukaryota; Evosea; Eumycetozoa; Acytosteliales; Cavenderiaceae
Exons: 2
Coding region: 1-2073 (690 amino acids)
Molecular function (GO): acyltransferase activity, transferring groups other than amino-acyl groups
Source: RefSeq, a predicted model, not a curated record